AUGCCUCCUCAAAUAUCAGGAAAUGACGUUUUCUUGAGUCGCACCCUCAAGAAAUGGCUUUUCAAAGUUCUUAUGAACAAUAUGGAAAAGACAGGUGAAGAUAACUAUAUUAAGAUGAAACCUUACUUGCUUCAAUAUGACGUUAUUGAUAAUGAUAGACUACAUCGUACUCAUAAGAACAUGAAAAGAUUGAAUGAUCUUCAAGGAUUCAGUGCAGUUUUGUCGUCAUAUAAACUACAUGCAUUGAAGAAGCAUAGAGGAUUCAUCUAUGCUAUUCAUGAGAGAAUUACUACAUCUGCGACAACUUAUACUCCUAAGCAAUAUCUCUCCCUUGUCCAAUCCCCCACCUCAAAAUAUGGUGAAGAUGUUAUCAUCGGCGUCAUUGACUCUGGUAUUUGGCCAAAGCAGCCUAGCUUUCAAGACCAUCGUAUAAGCACUAAACCUGCUAUUUCAUAUAAAUGGAAGGGAUCUUGUGGGCAAGAGUUCAAUUCCUCCCUUUGUAACUUCAAGCUUGUUGGAGCCAAGUACUUCAACAAAGGGAAUUAUGUAGAUAAAGUGUCUUUUUUGGGUUACGGUCAUGGAACAGCUAGCAGCAUUGCGAUAAGAGCCAUGCUAGAAAUGUGUAAGCUCCAAUCUUUUUCCUCUUCUUGUUUUCCCUUCUCCGUUCAAGAGCAUAGCUUUGUAUAUUUGAAAUCUCAACAUGGUAUCAAGAGCUCAGGUUGCGAUCUGAGACUAGGUGUUGUUCAAUCGUAG
Molecule: messenger RNA, 753 nt
Organism: Prunus armeniaca (apricot)
Lineage: Eukaryota; Viridiplantae; Streptophyta; Magnoliopsida; Rosales; Rosaceae
Source: the annotation of a GenBank genome assembly